GGCUUGGCAGACAUUUUUUUCUUUCUACAAUUUUAAAUUAAAUUUAUUAGAAUAAAUGCUUCGAACACACGCGAUCUAAGUACCUUUUGUGUUUAUUAUACCUUACCUACCUAGGUAUAAAAAGAGUACUUACGUAGAUUUUCUUUUAUUAACUGUUUUAUACGAAGAUCUUGAUCUCUCAAAUUAGCAUCCAUUUUACUUCCAGUGAUUAUCAACUAAAUUAAUAAUCCACAAAGUAUUAAAUAACGUUUUUAUGAAAUAUUUAGCACAAAAACAAUACCCUUUAAAUAUCGAUCGUCAGUAACUGUGGCUGACUUACCUAUAUUCUAGCAAGCAGGACUGCCAGAUGUGAAGGGGAAAUCCCCAAUAAAUUGUUGCAUGUGACUGAUGAUGUGAGCAUGUUCGUUUCAUAAUAAAAAUGUUGCCAGGUAACCAAAAAGUCGUAUGUUUUUGUGCGAAUUACGAUCAUAAUCUUUACGAUCGUACAUUAAAAAAUAGACAAAUAAUAGUAUGAGUACGAUUUAAAUCGUAUAUCUGUCAACCCUGCUAGCAAGACAGCGACAAAAUCACGUUGCAUAACAAUGUAGCCCAAGCUUAUAUCUUAUGAAAUAUACGGAAGAGAUACGGACUUAGAAAAAACAGAAAUGUUGUUCUUUGUGGAAGUCAUUGAUGAAAUUCUAUGUAUUUUAGCCCGCAAACUUUCUUCAAACAAAAACAGCGCCAUCUAGUAUCGAGUUCUGUAAUUAUCUCUUUGUUUAUGGAUUUGAAGUAAGACCGCCACGCAUGCAAUACAUUAUGACUGGGGAUUCCCCUAUUCGUCGACGCUGAAUAUGAGGCGACGACAAUCACUGUCAAACGUGUUCACUAUUACUCUGACUCUGGUAACGUGACUUCCUGGUAACGUGUUAGGUAGGAAAAGCAGUAAAAAAGUGCAUAUUAAGGGAGCAGAUUUGAAAUAAUAUUUAUACUUAACAAGAAAUAAUUAAAGGUUCAAUGGGGAGACCUAAAGAUUUACGCAUAUGGGAGCACUACCGUACUUUACCAAACAAGUCUGUUUCUUGCAAGCUUUGUAAUAAGGUCUACAAAUUCAGUAAUGCUGCCAAAAUGCUUCAACAUCUUAUCACUUGUCCAAAAUCUCCAGAAACAUUAAAAGACUCUAUGAAACUUAUAAAAGAUAGCUCGUCCAAAACCAAAAUGUCUGGACUGCGUGAAUUUACUGGGUACAGAGGAAUAACACCUGAGUCCUCAGGAAUGGCAACGCAUGGGGGGUAUCAUGGGCGAAACAGUAUACUCUGUUAUGUCCAUGGUACUGCUCGUGUCUAUGGGCGGCGGUUACCACUUUCCAUCAGGUGGGCCGUCAGCUUGUUUGCCAUUCUAAGUUCUAUAAAAAAAAAAAAAAAAAAAAAAAAAAAAACUGUCAGAGAUAGAGACAAAUGAUUCUUUUAUAAGCCCCUCGUCGUCUGCUAACACUACAAUAAAUGCUGAGUUUCAAGACACCGAUGAUCAUAUAAAAACAGAAUUAGCGAGAGCUAUAUUUGUAACAGGGACGCCAUUAUCGAUGGUGCAACAUCCUUUAUGGAUACAAUUUUUCGAAAAAUUGCAACCAAAAUUUAAAAUACCUUCACGUAAAGCUUUAGCGACAAAAUACUUAGAUAAAAUAUAUAGAGAAAUGCGUUUUGAGUUAAAUGAGGAACUAAAUGCUUGUAGUUACUUACACCUUCAGUGCGAUGGCUGGUCUAAUUUAAGAAAUGAAGGAAUAAUAAACUUUCUUAUAUCAAAACCUCAACCUGCAUACGUUAAAAGUUUGAAUACAGAAAGUAAUCCUCACACUAGUGAAUACCUUAGCCAAGAAGUUGAAAAAGUAAUGAAAGUGUAUGGAGCAAAUAAGUUUCUUGUACUUAUUGGCGAUAACGCUAGAAAUAUACAAAAGGCAUUCGAAUUAACAAAACUCAAAUAUCCACAUGUUGUUCCUCUUGGUUGCUGUGCACAUAUCCUUAACUUGUUGUGCCAAGAUAUUGUAAAGAUACAAGAAGUAACUGUGUUUAUUAUGCAAGCCAUAAAUAUAAUAAAAACUGUUAAAAGGAGUCAACGAUUAAGUUCCUUGUUGAUAAAAUCAAGGCAGGGUGAAGAUUCUACACAAACACUAAAAUUGCCUUGUGCUACAAGAUGGGGAAGUCAUGUUACUUCGUUAAAAAGUUUGAAAGCAAAUAAGAUAGCUUUGCAAAUAUUAACAGUUAGAGAAGAUGUGGUAAUUUCAAGAGAUAUUAAAGAUUUAAUUCUAAGUGAUGAUUUCUGGACGAAGACAGGGGAAUGUAUAAGUAUUUUGGAACCAGUCACUGAAAGCAUAUUUUACUUAAAGAGCGACCAGAAUCGUUUGCAUCGCACAUACAUUACAUUUAGAGAUGUACAAGCUAAGAUACGUUUUGCAUUAAAUGAGAUUUCGACAUUGAGCGAAGAAAGCAAACAGCAGAUUCUAACAUCAGUAUCUUCAAGAUGCAAUAUGGCAAUGAGGCCAAUACAUUUUGCAGCAUAUAUUCUAGACCCCAGGACUCUAGGAGUCGAACUUACUCAAGAGGAAGAACUUAAGGGUAUGGAGUUUAUCUACAAUUUAAGCCAACACUUAAGUUUGUCAAAUGUAAUGGCAGAUUUGGCGUGUUAUAAAGCUAAAGAAAACUUUUGGGCCAGAGGAUUUGUAUGGAGCUCAUUAGAUAGCAUUGAGCCCCUAAUAUGGUGGAAAGGUAUUUGUGGUUCCACUGAGUUAAGCAAAGUAGCGAUUCGUAUUCUAUCAGCUCCCUGUACUUCGGCAGCCACUGAGCGUUCCUUUAGUAUCCAAGGCUACAUACAUAAUAACAAAAGAAAUCGACUUACAACUGAAAGAACUGAAAAAAUUUCAUUCAUUUGUUAUAACUGGAAUCUUAAACAUAAAGCUGAAUGCGAGGACAUUCAGUUUAAUGAAGAAAAUACCUUAGAAGCUUUCAUUGAGCAAGUAAAUGAACAUAACAGUUUAGACGAAAUAGAGCCUAUCGAACCUAUACAAUUCAUCGCUUGUAAUAACUCUGAAUCUGACAGUGAUUGACUGUAGUUUUACAUUUUACUUUCAUCUCUUUCUUAAUAAACUCAAAAUCAAAUUAAAAGUUUUUUAUUCUGUAGGCUGCAUAAUAAUAUUGUCUAUGUCCAGUAUAGUGGACGUCUUGCGGCUGAGAUGACGAUGAUGAAGUACAAAAUCAUAAACACCCAAAAAUUUGGGUGUUUAUGGGGUUUAAACCCAAUAAACCCAAAACACCCGGUUUUUACCCACCAGACUUUAAACCCACCCAGGUGGAUUGCCCA
Molecule: messenger RNA, 3330 nt
Organism: Galleria mellonella (greater wax moth)
Lineage: Eukaryota; Metazoa; Arthropoda; Insecta; Lepidoptera; Pyralidae
Exons: 2
Coding region: 1559-3076 (505 amino acids)
Molecular function (GO): protein dimerization activity
Source: RefSeq, a predicted model, not a curated record